This is a messenger RNA of Capra hircus (goat), 1148 nucleotides long. RefSeq names its product C-type lectin domain family 2 member A. The record is from RefSeq and is a predicted model, not a curated record. NCBI's taxonomy places the organism in Eukaryota, Metazoa, Chordata, Mammalia, Artiodactyla, Bovidae. The transcript has 5 exons. The coding region runs from base 60 to 725 and encodes 221 amino acids.
UACUUUCUGUCGAGCAGGGCCGGGUCUUGGUGCCAAAGAGCUAGAGGGAAGAUUCCAGGAUGACUUCGUCCUGCACCAGCAUUCACUUGCUAGAAGAACCUCCCAGUGUGGAAGCCAUUCGCUUCCACCAGUGUCUGUGUCUCCAAGGUGAGCAGCAGGCCCUCCCAGCCUCUACAGGAGGUGCUCCAAGACAAGCAGUUUGCAAGUUAAGAAAAGACUGGUGGAAGAAAUUUCUCAUAUGUGUCCUUGUAGUAGUAACAGGAUUAUAUUUUUCAGUAUCACGUUUGAUAUCUUCAGAAAGUACCAAAGCUAUGGAAUGUUCAGAGGAGUGGAUUGGUGUAAGAAGGAAGUGCUUCUACUUUUCUGAUGAUACCAGAAAUUGGACAGCCAGUAAAAGAUUUUGCAGUUCACAUGGAUCAGAGCUUGCUCAGAUUGAUACACCAGAGGAUAUGAAAUUUUUGAAGAAGCAUGCAGGAACUUCUAUGUACUGGAUUGGAUUAAGCAGAAAACUAGGAGAGUCUUGGAAAUGGACAAAUGGCACUACAUUCAAUGCUGGGUUUGAAAUCAGUGGGAAUGGACACUUUGCUUUUUUGAAUUCUGAUGGAGUCCACAGUUCCAGGGGAUUUGUUGAUAUCAAGUGGAUUUGCAGCAAACCAAUAUCUAAAACAGAGAAUAAAUUAGGAAAUCAACAAAGAAUUUUGCAAUUUUUUUUAAUCGAAGUAUAGUUGAUUUACAAAUGUUAGUUUCUGGCAUACAGUAGAAUUUUGCAAGAAUUGAAGGAACUAAAAAUUGUUGAAUGAAUGAAUGAUUAUAUAUAGAAUCUUAUUAAUUCAAGGCACAUAAUUGCCCAUCAUGAGCACAAGUCAGGAAACCUGUUAAAUAUGACCAAACAAAGUUACAGUAUACAAUUAGAUGACAUUUACUGCAUUAGUAGUUAUGAUAAUCAAAUUUAAAGGGAUUUAUAUUGAUAGGUCAGCCAAGACCUACUGCUUAAACGUUAGAGACAUAUAUGUACUUAAUAUGUGUAAAUAUUACAAACCACUAAGCAUAGCAACUUUGGUUUAAAGAAAUGUUACAAGAGAAUCACCUAUGAACAAACAUGUACUUAAAUAAUAUCUUACAAAUAAGGGAAAGGAAGGACCCUAACU